Messenger RNA from Hevea brasiliensis (rubber tree), 2751 nucleotides. RefSeq lists its product as uncharacterized. The record is from RefSeq and is a predicted model, not a curated record. Lineage: Eukaryota; Viridiplantae; Streptophyta; Magnoliopsida; Malpighiales; Euphorbiaceae. The coding region runs from base 467 to 2347 and encodes 626 amino acids. Gene Ontology annotation, biological process: lipid metabolic process. The transcript is spliced from 9 exons.
UGAGGCAUGGCCACGUCUACUCUUAACACAAAAUCUACGAUACUGGGCAAAUUACUAUUAUCCAACCUUCUACUUUUGUAAUGCAAGAAUCGCCAUUGCUUCGCCUGAUAAAGCGGGCUGAGAAUUCGUUUCUUCUAAAUCCUCUCUUUCUCUGUUAUUUGACUAUCCGAUUUUUUCUUUCUUUUUGGCUGCGAUUUAGAUUUCAAAGAUUUUGAUUUCCGUUAAUAAAUAAGAAAUCGCGGAAUUGCUCAAUUAUGCAGCGAUUCGUUGACAACGUCCUCGCUGUAUCCAAAGAUGCAGGUCGGUGAAGACAUUCACUUAUGAGGCAUUGCAUAAUAUCGUGAGGCUGAUAAAUGGGGUGUCAGCAUUUUUGUUGACACUAUUGCCAGGGAAGGCUACUAUCCUUGAAGGUCUUCAUGGCUGGGAGCUUAGGCCAACUGUUCGAGGACCUCGAUACCCCCGCUGGAUGGAGCAUGGGGUAUCCUCUUUCAACAAAUUCAUCCAUGAUCUGUCCGUGGAUUCUGAUACUUCAAGCGAGGAUUAUUCAUCAGCAGAAGAAGAUAGCGAAGAAGACAGUGAUGGAGUAUGUCCUGCAUCACCAUUAUCUCGAAGUUCACAAGCGUCGCGUGCAAAUUCUCACGCAAAGAAUAUUGAGUACUGGACAGGAUGGACUAUGUUCUUAUUAUCAUGGAUUCUCUUUCCUGUGAGGUUUCUGCUGGGGAUAGCAUUGCGACUUUGUCGUUUAUUUCACAGUAGGGGUUCAACAACCUCCUCUAUAGGGGGAGGCCACAAGCCUUCCCGAUUUCAUUCUUUUAGGAGAGUGCAUACUCCAAAGGAUCAUAUCAUUCAUCGCACCACUGACAGGAGACGUGGAGUCAUUGAGGAUCUUCAUCUGGCAAUUGAGAUAUUCAUAGAAGCGAUAUUUGAUUUUUUUCAUAAAGCUGCACAUUUUCUUCUUUCUCCAUCAGAAGUUUUGAGAGUACCAUAUAGAUGGUUUUCAUCUCAGAGUACUGGCCAUGAAGAUAGUAAUGGCAUGUCAGAUACAUCUGUGCCCACUGCUACACUUGGAGAGAAUGACCCAACUCCUACAGAAAGGAAAACCACUUUUCACCAGUCUCUUAAUACAGAUGCUCGGACAUGUCAGGAUGUAAUAACAGAGCUUGGGUACCCAUAUGAAGCGAUUCGGGUGAUCACUUCUGAUGGAUAUGUUCUUCUUCUGGAAAGAAUUCCCAGACGUGAUUCACAGAAAGCUCUUUACCUUCAGCAUGGGAUCUUGGAUUCAUCAAUGGGUUGGGUGUCUAAUGGGGUUGUUGGCUCUCCAGCUUUUGCAGCAUAUGAUCAAGGGUUUGAUGUUUUCCUCGGGAAUUUUCGUGGUUUGGUUUCUCGGGAGCACAUAGACAAGAACAUUUCCUCACGGAAGUAUUGGAGGUAUUCUGUCAAUGAGCAUGGGAUCGAGGAUAUCCCAGCAAUGAUAGAGAAGAUUCACCAAGUUAAAACUACAGAAUUGAAAAUUAGCCAGCCUGAACUUGACGAAGAAAUGAAUGAUGAUCAGCCUUACAAACUCUGUGCAAUUAGCCAUAGCUUGGGAGGAGCUGCCAUGCUGAUGUAUGUUAUAACACGCCGUAUUGAGGAAAAGUCUCAUAGACUUUCCAGGUUGAUUCUAUUGUCACCUGCUGGUUUCCAUCAUGACUCCCCUCUGCUAUUUACAGCUAUGGAGUAUCUUAUGCUUCCUUUGGCCCCAAUUCUAGGGCCUAUUGUACCUGGCUUGUACAUACCAACAAAAUUUUUCCGUAUGUUGAUGAACAAGUUGGCUCGAGACUUUCAUAACUACCCUGCAGUCGGAGGACUGGUUCAGACCCUAAUGGGUUAUGUUGUCGGUGGAGACAGCUCAAAUUGGAUAGGAGUAUUAGGAUUACCGCACUACAACAUGAAUGACAUGCCAGGACUCUCAUUCUAUGUAGCUCACCACCUUGCACAAAUUAAACAUGCAAAAAAAUUUAUAAUGUAUGAUUAUGGAAGUGCAUCUGCCAACAUGGAAUUGUACGGAUCCCCAGAACCUUUGGACUUGGGUGAAUACUAUGGGCUCAUUGAUAUUCCUGUUGAUCUGGUCGCUGGAAGGAAGGACAAUGUGAUUCGGCAUUCAAUGGUGCAAGUCCAUUACAGGUUGAUGAAGGAUGCUGGUGUGGAUGUAUCAUAUAAAGAGUAUGAAUAUGCUCACUUGGACUUCACAUUCUCUCACCACGAAGAACUGUUAGCCUAUGUGAUGUCAUGCUUGCUGCUUGUGGAGCCCAUGCAGAAGCAACCAUGUAAUCAGAAGGCCUCAAGGUCAAGAGAAAAGGCCAAUUAAACCAUUUAAUCAGGAGGAGAUACUCAAGUAACUAUGCUUCCUGCUUUUCUGGAUUUGGCAUACGUGUAUCUUUAGAACCAAGUUGUCAUACAUGAUUGCGUAAAGACUUGAAAUAGAUCCAUAUAUGCUUCAGUCCAGUGUAAUUAAUGAUAGAGCAGCAGAAUAUACAAGUCUUGGUUGCCUUCCCAACUAGUUUUUGUAAGGAAAGCAUGACUUGAAUCUUGGUUGGAUUUUGCAAUCAAAAGUUGUAUCCUUGAUGUAGGGUAUUCGCCUUGGUGAUGUUUGUAAAUUUGUAAUGCACAGAUUAGGAUUUUUGGAAGAUCAAUUUUCUUUUUCAUCAUUUUUUGACAAUGAUAAUCUACAUAUAUAUGGAAGGAAUUAACCUUAGAGGCUUUUCUCUCUUA